UGGGAGGAGCUGAUUGAGCGGUGCCAGGAGGCGGGCGUUGACGCUUUCGAGAUCAACUUCAGCUGCCCGCACGGCAUGCCCGAGCGCAGGAUGGGGAUGGCCAUGGGGCAGGAUUGCGAGCUCCUGCACGAGGUGUGCGGCUGGAUCAACGCCAAGUCCACCAUCCCGGUGUGGGCCAAGAUGACGCCCAACGUGACGGACAUCAGCAUGCCCGCCCGCACCGCGCUGGCUGCUGGAUGCGAGGGCAUCGCCGCCAUCAACACCAUCACCUCGGUCAUGGGCAUCAACCUGGACACGCUGCGCCCAGAGCCAUGCGUGGAGGGCCAUACCACCCCUGGCGGCUACUCCAGCCGCGCCGUCAAGCCCAUCGCCCUGGCCAAGUGCAUGUCCAUCGCUCAGAUGAUGCGCCACGACUUCCCGCACUCAGCCGCCAGCCUGAGCGGGCUGGGGGGCGUCAACACGGGGCGGGAUGCGGCGGAGUUCAUCCUGCUGGGCUCCAACACGGUGCAGGUGUGCACCGGCGUCAUGCUGUACGGCUACCCGCUCAUCAAGAAGCUGUGCGGCGGCCUGCAGGCCUUCAUGCAGCAGCACGACUUCGCCUCUGUGGAGCAGUUCCGCGGCGCCUCGCUGCCCUACUUCACCACCCACCACGAGCUGGUGCGCAUGCAGCGCGAGGCGGUGGAGGCCAAGAAGAAAGCGCGGGUGGGGCUGGCCAAGGACGACGAGUGGAUUGGCGCCAGGCGAUGCCGGCGAACGUUCCGAUGCAGAGCCCGCCAGGACGACGUGCUGGCCAAUGAGCCUGAAAUAAAGCUGGUCAAUGGCGCGGUCACCUCUGGCCCCAGCUUGGCGGUGGAGGUCAAUGGCUUGAAGCUGCCAAACCCUUUUGUCAUUGGGUCGGGGCCGCCGGGUACCAACUAUGCGGUGAUGAAGAAGGCGUUUGAGGAGGGGUGGGGCGCUGUGAUUGCCAAGACCGUGAGCUUGGACAGCAGCAAGGUGAUCAACGUCACUCCGCGGUAUGCCAAGAUGAAGAGCAGCGACGGCAAGGAG
Messenger RNA from Chlorella variabilis, 1047 nucleotides. RefSeq lists its product as hypothetical. The transcript has 10 exons. The record is from RefSeq and is a predicted model, not a curated record. Gene Ontology annotation, molecular function: uracil binding; dihydropyrimidine dehydrogenase (NADP+) activity; NADP binding. The annotation marks the transcript as partial. NCBI's taxonomy places the organism in Eukaryota, Viridiplantae, Chlorophyta, Trebouxiophyceae, Chlorellales, Chlorellaceae. Gene Ontology annotation, cellular component: cytoplasm. Gene Ontology annotation, biological process: thymine catabolic process; uracil catabolic process.